CGCAAAAUCUUAAACAGCGAGAAUGGUCUGUAACUUUGUUGAAUUUAAUUUUUGAUUCAGUUUAAGUUGAGAAGACAUAGGUAGACAAGAACGCAUAUCAUAAAUAAAGAGGUAUUCUACCCUAAACCUAAAGUGAAAAAAAUAAAAAUUCAUUCCAGAUUUUAUCAAAAUGGUUUUCUUAUCUCUGCCUAAUUUUAUUACUAAAACUGGAUAUGAUGUUCAAUUUAAGCGACAAAAGGUUCUUAAGUUGACAGCGAAAUAUUUUGGACGUAGGAGAAAUUGCUAUUCCAUCGCAAUUAAGUUUCUUCAAAAGGCUUUGAGAUAUGCAACUGCCACAAGGAAAGUCAAACCAGCAUAUGUGGGCCGACUGAGGGUUUCAAGAAUAGAUGCUGCCUGUCAAGAACUUAACACCGACUAUAGAAUUUUAUCCACUAAUUUAAUUAAGUGUAAUCUUGGUCUCAGGAACAAUGUUCUUCAAGAUUUAGCGAUUUGGGAACCACGAACAUUUAAGUGUUUGACAGAUAUUGCUGUGACAAAAAACAAGAUAGAGGCUCCAGAUCAUAUUAAGGACUUCUUAAAAAUGCCCGGAAAUGUCAUUACAAGAGGAAUGUUGUAAUUAAUUUUUUAAGAUCCAUUUUCAUUGUUACAUUCACAUAAGUGCAUUUUGCAUCCAUGCUGUAGAAAAUAAAAAAUUUAAUAAAUAUGUUGAGUAAGAAA
Molecule: messenger RNA, 717 nt
Organism: Parasteatoda tepidariorum (common house spider)
Lineage: Eukaryota; Metazoa; Arthropoda; Arachnida; Araneae; Theridiidae
Gene: mRpL20
Product: mitochondrial ribosomal protein L20
Biological process (GO): translation
Cellular component (GO): ribosome
Molecular function (GO): rRNA binding; structural constituent of ribosome
Source: RefSeq, a predicted model, not a curated record